UUAUAAGACAAUUUGUAUAAUGUUAAACAAUGUUAAUUUUAUCUGAAAUAUGGAUUUAAAUUUAGUAUCAUUAUAACUGUUUAAUUUAAAUGUAUAACAAUUCAGAUCAUAGGGUCCCUGUCGUGGCCAACUCAAGAUUCACCGGCCAUAAUUUCCCAGAAGAACGAAGCAACAUUGAUAUAAAUUCUGAUAAUUCAGCACAGACACGACCUGUGUACCAAUAUGAUGAUAUAAAUGAUGAUCCUUAUGGAUUUAGCACAGGAUCUGGUGAGCGUGAUCUGUUAUUAUCCCAUUCUGAAGUAAAUAAUCUGUUUUAUUAUCCAAAUAGCACAGGCAUUAAUUAUAACAAACCUUCACAACAACACAGAACUGGGUUUGGACUCCAUGUUCCUUAUGAAUGUAUCAACACAUCAAAAAACGCUGAUUCUAGAGGAUCUUCCACAAUCACGAAUGAAAUCUCAUCAGGUUUUAGCUCAUUUAUCGAAUUCUUUAAAAAACUGUCCAAGGAAGCAUCUUCAAAGUCACUAGAUUUCUUGACAACUAUUUUGUCUAUCGCUAAAUCAGUUUUUCUUUACGUUAUCGGCAUAGCAUUGGGCCUUUUUUUGACCAUGUUCUUCUUUGCAAUGAUUUCACAUUUUCUAUAUAAUGGAAAUAAUAUUAACGAUUUUAAAAAUGAACCUAAGAAGAGGAGUCCACCUACACCUCCUCCACCAAAGACCCAAACUAAACAACAAGAUCCCCCUCCCAAACCCGAGGUCACAUUUGAACCUGUUCAUUUCAAAGACAUUUUAGGUAUCGACGAAGCGAAGGAGGAUGUUCAGGAAAUAGUUAAGUUUAUAAAGCAGCCCUUUCUAUACAAAAAAGUCGGAGCUAAGGUUCCGAAGGGCAUUUUGUUAGUAGGUCCGCCAGGAACGGGUAAGACAAUGUUGGCAAAAGCUGUGGCCACAGAAACUGGUAUACCCUUCAUAUAUACAAGUGGGCCUGAAUUUGUUGAAAUAUAUGUCGGACAAGGAGCGCAAAGGAUAAGAGCUUUAUUUCAUAAGGCCCGUAAAAUAGCUCCGUGUAUAAUAUUCAUAGAUGAGAUUGAUGCAGUGGGUUCUAAGAGAGCAUCAGGCUCUUUCAGUGGACAGAACCGAGAACACGACCAGACUUUAAACCAACUUCUGGUUGAAAUGGACGGGUUUAACGUUUCAACUGGAAUUACAAUUCUAGCUGCAACUAAUAGGCUUAGCGCACUAGAUAGAGCACUUCUAAGACCAGGUAGAUUCGAUCGAGUUGUACACAUACCCCUACCUAGCAUUAAGGGCAGGGAGGAGAUUUUACAACACUACUUGAAGGACGUCACCUACAAUAAGGAAACCAUAGAUGUAAAGGAACUUUCUAAGAUAACUCCUGGAUACUCGGGAGCUGACUUGAAAAACUUAAUUAAUGAGGCGGCGCUGAUAACAGUGAAACAAGAUCGGUUAAUGGUUGAGUUGAGUGAUUUGUACGAGGCAAGAGAUAAAAUAAUCAUGGGAAAUAAAAGGAAGCUGUUAAUGCCUGACAUUGAGAGAAAAAUGACAGCAUACCAUGAGGCAGGUCAUGCACUAGUGGCAUAUUACCUUUACCCAAAUACUGACCCAAUCCACAAGGCUACAAUAAUCACUAGAGGAACUGCCUUGGGGUUUGUAGAACAGCUUCCAAACGAUGAUUAUGAUAAAAGUAGUUACAAACUCAUCGAGAUGAAAUCAAGACUUGCGGUUUGCAUGGCUGGAAGAUUAGCCGAGAAACUAGUUUUUGGAUUCGAUAAUGUAACGUCUGGUGCAUCAUCUGACAUCAUUGUUGCAACAGACCUUGCUUACAAGAUGAUAACCCAGUAUGGGAUGUCUAAUAAACUAGCAUCACUAAACUUCCAUAACCUAAAUAACUUAAACAACAAAUUAAGCACUGACCUCAACGUUAAAAUCGAAAAUGAAAUAAUAGAGUUAAUCAAGGAGGCAGAACACAUAGCUGAGUCCAUACUAAGGAGUAAGAGAAGUCAGCUUGAGCUUCUGGCCUCUGAACUCCUAAAAUACGAGACCUUAACUGGGGAACAGAUAAAAACUCUUCUGAAAACAAACAAAUCGCUAAAUCUUCCGAUUAAUGGUCUACCUGAUCAUUCUACUGAUGUACAAAAGGACGCAAAACCAAACCCUAAAACUGAUUCAAGUUCUGAAACAAGUGGUGAUUCUGAGUCCAAUGCGAAAACUGAAACCAAUACUGAUGACACACCCACCAACAACGAAAAUGCUUCAAAUUCCUACGAUACUGAUGUCGAUAAUGGCACCGAUAACGAUAAUGAUACUCCUAAUCCUGACAAUAACAAUUCAGAUAUGGAUGCUGAAGAUCUUAAGGACGACGAGGAUGAUGAUGGGGAUCCGAAUGGAGAUGCGGAUGAUGAUCUUGAUGACGACACUGAACAUCAUGAUGUUGAUGACACAUCUAAGGAUGAUGAAGAACCUGAAGAUAACGACCGGGAAGAAGACCAAUAAUGUACCAAUUAAUGUAUAAAUAUCUA
This is a messenger RNA of Theileria parva strain Muguga, 2536 nucleotides long. RefSeq names its product ATP-dependent metallopeptidase HflB family protein (gene ftsH). The transcript is spliced from 4 exons. The record is from RefSeq and is a predicted model, not a curated record. Gene Ontology annotation, molecular function: ATP-dependent peptidase activity; ATP hydrolysis activity; metalloendopeptidase activity. Gene Ontology annotation, biological process: proteolysis. Bases 90 to 2510 code for a protein of 806 amino acids. Lineage: Eukaryota; Apicomplexa; Aconoidasida; Piroplasmida; Theileriidae. Gene Ontology annotation, cellular component: chloroplast thylakoid.